Triticum turgidum subsp. durum (durum wheat) is the source of this 489-nucleotide messenger RNA. NCBI's taxonomy places the organism in Eukaryota, Viridiplantae, Streptophyta, Magnoliopsida, Poales, Poaceae. The record is from the annotation of a GenBank genome assembly.
AUGGCGCUGCAUGGCGGGUACACGGAGCACUUCGUGGGCAGGGUGUCCAGCCUGGCCCGCCGCGUCUCCCGCGCCACCCGCCGCCUCCUCCGCCACCGCCUCCGCUACGGCGUCAGCGCCUCCUCCUCCUCCUCCUCCUCCUCCUCGCGCAGGAGGACGCGCCCCGUCGUCGACCCCGCCGCGGGCAGCGGCAGCGGCAGCGUCGCCGACUCGCGGCGGCAGCCGGCCGGCGGCGUUGUGCCGACGGCGGACGGCAAGGGAGACGUCGCCGACGCCGACGCCGAGAACGAAGAGGAUGACGGCAUCUGGCGCCGCGCGAUCCUGAUGGGGGGCCGGUGCCAGCCGUUGGACUUCGCCGGGGCGAUCCACUACGACAGCUUCGGCCGCCGCCUGGCGCGCCCGCCCUCGGCGGCGCCGCGCUGCGCGUCGUCGCUGUCGUGCCGCUCCUCCGACAGCCUCGCCACCUACCUCGAGACCACCGAGGUGUGA